Messenger RNA from Neltuma alba, 1890 nucleotides. Its product is annotated as TMV resistance protein N-like. The record is from RefSeq and is a predicted model, not a curated record. NCBI's taxonomy places the organism in Eukaryota, Viridiplantae, Streptophyta, Magnoliopsida, Fabales, Fabaceae. Gene Ontology annotation, biological process: signal transduction; defense response. The transcript is spliced from 5 exons. Gene Ontology annotation, molecular function: ATP hydrolysis activity; ADP binding. The coding region runs from base 103 to 1890 and encodes 595 amino acids.
AUUUGUUAAUUUCUUCUGUUUUCUAGUGUUGAUAAUCUUGUCCCUAGCUACCUUACUUGCUGAAGGCUGAAGCUAGAAACUUCUAUCACAACCAUUGCUUCAAUGCUCCAAAAAGCUUUAUUGAUCCUAUUGGGAGUAUCAAUUUCCAAAGCCAUCAGACUCAUCUCUCGUUCGCGUAAUGGUAACCAACCUGUUGCUAUCGCUACUAGCUCUGAAGAUGAUAUUAUUUUAACUCGUCCUGCUACCAAGUAUGAUGUGUUCCUUAGCUUUAGAGGAGAAGACACUCGCCACAAUUUUGCAAGUUAUCUUUACAAAGGACUUCGAAAUGCGGGCAUUCACACUUUUAUGGAUCAUGAACUUCGAAAAGGAGAAUCAAUCUCACCGAUUCUUCUAAGAACAAUAGAGGAAUCAGAAAUAUCUGUGAUUAUUUUCUCUGAGAAUUAUGCUUCUUCAACUUGGUGUCUAGACGAGCUUGUUCACAUAUUAGAAUGCAAGCGUAAAUUUGGAAGAGUUGUGAUACCUGUUUUCUAUAACGUAGAUCCUUCAAGCAUACGCAAACAAAAUGGGUAUUUUGGAAAAGGAUUUGAUGCAUUGAAGCAAAGAUUUAAAGACAACCCAGAAGAAUUGCAAAAGUGGAGAAAUGUUUUAAUCCAAUCUACAAAUCUCUCCGGAUGGGAUUCCCACAGUACCAGACCUGAAUUCAAACUUAUUGAAGAGAUUGUCAAGGAUAUUUUGAGAAAGUUGAACUAUGCGUCAUCAUCUCAUCUUGAAGGACUCAUUGGCAUUGCUGGACAUGUUAGAAACAUUCAAAGGCUUCUAAUUGAGACCCGUAUUGUGGGAAUAUGGGGUAUGGGCGGUGCUGGUAAGACCACACUUGCUAAAGCUAUACUUCAGGAGUUAAAAGCUCAAUUUGAUGCUUUCUCGUUUAUUGAAAAUGUCAAAGAGCAAUUAAAAAGAAUUAGUUUGGAUGAGCUGCAGAAGAAUUGCCUUAAAGAAUUAUUAAAAGAUGAGGAUAUUAGCAUCUAUGACAUAAAAUCCACUUUUGUGAAAAAUAGGCUUCAGAGAAAAAAAAUUCUUCUUAUACUUGAUGAUGUGGACAAUUCAACAGUAGCGGUAGAUUUAACUAGGGUACUUGAUUGGUUUGGAGAAGGAAGUAGAAUUAUUAUCACAUCAAGGGACAUGCAAGUGCUGAAGAAUGCUUCUGCGACAUUCUCAACAUAUCAUGUUCCGGAUUUGGAUUUUGAAGAUGCUUUUCAUCUCUUCAAUUUGAAAGCAUUCAAGCGAGAUGAGCCAUCUAAAGGUUACAUGGAGUUAUCAAAAUCAGUAGUGAAAUAUUGUCACGGAAACCCGUUAGCCCUAGUAGUGCUGGGUUGCUUCCUUUAUGGCAGGCAAAAAGAAGAGUGGGAAAGUGCUUUGGAAAAACUAAGUCAAGCUCCACCCAAGGACAUUGUUGAUGUUCUGAGGUUGAGUUUCGAUGGACUUGAUGACAAACAGCAAAAUAUGUUUCUUGACCUGGCAUUCUUAAUCAGGCAAGGAGUUCAUAUUUCUUUGAACCUAUUGAGACAAUUAUAUUGUUCUUCUAUGCAUAUUGAGAUAAGUGUUCUAAGAGAAAAGUCUCUCAUUUCAUUUAAUGAUCAUAAUGAUUUCAUUGAGAUGCAUGAUCUUCUGAGGGAAAUGGGCCUUGAAAUUUCAAGCCAACAAUUACUCUCUGGUCGUAAAACACAUGUUCGACUAUGGAGGCAUGAGGACAUUUAUUACUUUUUCCACAAUGACCAGGCCAUUGAGGCAAUUCGAUGCAUGUCGUUGGAUGCAAGCAAGAUAGAAAGCAUCACAUUGAUGGCUAGUCAUUUUCGAAGAAUGCGCUAUUUAAUGGAAAACCUUCAAAGUUGA